AUGCUCACUGCACCUCUCCAACCGUCCAAUAUCCUGUCCAAGGAUCCUCUCCACCAGAGAGAAACCACAGAGACAAUCCCAUCGACCCUCGCCCAAUCAUGGCCAACCCCCGAGUCCAUCAGACAGAUCUUCAUUCAGCGAACCUCCGAAAUCGCCAGAAAAGGAUACAUGGCCACACCCCCAAUACCAUCACUCGACCUCUCGCGCACCCGCUUCGGCGAGUUCGGCGGCCAAUUCGCCCCAGAACUCCAAGUCGAGCCGCUGCACGACCUCGCCGCCGCCUUCCAGUCCACCAUCACCGAUGAGUCCUUCUGGCAGGACUACCUCGCCCACACGGACUUCUGUCCGACGCCCCUGCACCUGGCCAAGAACCUCACCCACCGCGCCGGAGGCGCCACGAUCUGGUUGAAGCGCGAGGACCGCAACCCCUACCGCGGCAGCCACUGCGUGCGUAGUCUUGUCGGGCAGGUCCUGUUCGCGAAGCGCCUCGGGAUGCGCGAGAUCGUGACGGAUUGCGGAUCUGCAAGCCAUGGCAUCGCGUGCGCGAGUCUCUGCGCGGCCCUGGGUCUGCAAUGUACCGUGUUCAUCGGCGUCGAUGACGCAGCGCGGCAGUGCGCCGGUGUCCAGGAGAUGCAGCGACUCGGGGCAAACAUCGUGCCUGCGGAGACGGCCUCCGGGUGCCGGACGCUCAAGGCCGCUGUGAACUCGGCGUUCGCGCACUCGCUCACCGACCAGUCCUCGAUCUACUACGCCAUGGGGGGCCCUAUCGGCGCGCACCCUUUCCCUGUGAUUCACCGGACCUUUCAGGCGUUGUUGGGCGAGGAGGUUAAGAUCCAGCUUGCGCGGUUGAUGGGGCGGGAAGGGGACAGCGCUUCGCCGGAUGCGCUGGUCAGUCCGUUGGGGAUGGGCGCCGCGGCGACGGGCCUGUUUUAUACGUUUGUGGAAGAGGACGACGUGCGGUUGGUGUGCGUGGAGGCGGAGGAGGCGGCGCCGUUGGUUCACGGCAGUGUGGGUGUUUUGCAUGGCUGUCGGACGCUGGUGCUGCAGGAUGAGAAUGGCCAGAUCAAGCCGUCGGAGGCGAUUGCGCCGGAUAUGAACUUCCCAAGUGUUGGUCCGGAAGUGGCGCACUGGAAAAGUAUUGGCAGGGUGGAAGGGAAGACGGCUUCGGAUGACGAGGCGAUGGAGGGACUGAAGGUUUUGGCUGAGGAGGAGCAGGUCACGGCGGGUUUGAAUACCGGGUAUGCGGUGGGAGAGGCGAUGAGGUUGGCGAGAGAGUUGGGACCGGGGCAGAACGUUGUGUUGCUGGUGACGGGCAAGGAUGAUAUCCAAUGA
Aspergillus melleus is the source of this 1332-nucleotide messenger RNA. RefSeq names its product tryptophan synthase. Gene Ontology annotation, cellular component: cytoplasm. NCBI's taxonomy places the organism in Eukaryota, Fungi, Ascomycota, Eurotiomycetes, Eurotiales, Aspergillaceae. Gene Ontology annotation, molecular function: tryptophan synthase activity. Gene Ontology annotation, biological process: L-tryptophan biosynthetic process. The coding region runs from base 1 to 1332 and encodes 443 amino acids. The record is from RefSeq and is a predicted model, not a curated record. The transcript has a single exon.